Molecule: messenger RNA, 1452 nt
Organism: Telopea speciosissima
Lineage: Eukaryota; Viridiplantae; Streptophyta; Magnoliopsida; Proteales; Proteaceae
Product: scopoletin glucosyltransferase-like
Exons: 1
Coding region: 1-1440 (479 amino acids)
Molecular function (GO): UDP-glycosyltransferase activity
Source: RefSeq, a predicted model, not a curated record
AUGGUGGGUUCUAAAGAAGCAUAUCAACUUCAUGCUUUCUUCUUCCCACUAAUGGCUCAUGGCCAUUUGAUCCCAGCCAUAGCCAUGGCAAGGCUAUUCUCUAGCCGUGGUUUUAAGGUAACCAUAAUCACCACUCCCCUCAACGCACGCCUCUUCUCCCACACCAUCGAUGGUGAUAAACAAUUGGGUCUUGACAUCUCUUUUCAGCUCAUCCAAUUUCCUUCAGAAGAGGCUGGCUUACCACAAGGCUGUGAGAACGCAAGCUCCAUUCAUAAUUUUUCUGAUGUUGCCCCCAAAUUCUUCAAAGCUCUUGACUUGCUUCAACAACCCUUUGAGAAUCUUCUUCAAGAACAUCUCCCUGAUUUUGUAGUUGCAGACAUGUUCUUCCCCUGGGUUACAGAUGUUGCUGCCAAGUUUGGGAUACCCAGACUCAUUUUUCAUGGAACUGGUUUCUUCUCUCUCUGUGUCUCAGACAGCUUGAUUCGCUAUAAUCCACAUGGGAAUAUUAAGUCUGAGACUGAAAGAUUUGUGUUGCCGGGUCUUCCUGAUCAGAUAGAGCUGAUGAGGUCACAGCUGCCUGACCUCCAGAAAAUACCAAGCGAGCUGGGAAAGUUGUUUGAACGCGUUGGGGAAUCAGAGGGAAGGAGCUACGGAGUCUUGGUGAAUAGCUUCUAUGAAUUGGAGCCUGGUUAUGUGGAUCAUUACAGGAAAAUCAUGGGAAGGAAGGCAUGGCACAUUGGCCCUGUUUCACUCAGAAACAGAGAUAUUACAGAUAAAGAACAGAGGCACGGGUGCCUGAGUUGGCUUGAUUCAAAGAAACCCAAUUCAGUGCUUUAUGUGUGCUUUGGAAGUAUGGCACCUUUCACUGCCCAACAGCUGCUUGAGAUUGCUAUGGGGCUUGAGGCUUCUGGGCAACCAUUCAUUUGGGUUUUAAGGUUGAAGGGUGAGGAGGCUGAGCAGAGGAGCAGAAUGCCAGAUGGUUUUGAAGAGAGGAUUGAAGGGAGAGGUCUGAUAAUAAGGGAUUGGGCUCCUCAAGUUCUGAUCCUUGAUCAUCCAGCCGUGGGAGGAUUUAUGACCCAUUGUGGAUGGAAUUCGACUAUGGAAAGUGUGAGUGCAGGUGUGGCCAAGAUCACUUGGCCGAUGUUUGCAGAGCAAUUCCACAAUGAGAAGCUAGUGACCCAAGUGCUGAAGGUAGGAGUGAGUGUAGGGGCUCAAGACUAUCAAGAAGUUGUAGGGGAAAAGAGAGUAGUGAAGAGAGAAGACAUAAAGAAGGUUGUGCAGCAGUUGAUGGUUGGUGGAGAAGAAGCAGAACAGUUGAGGAGUCGAGCUAGGGAGCUCAAAGAGAUGGCGAGAACGGUUUUUGAAGAAGGAGGAUCUUCUUAUGCUGACUUGACAGCUUUGAUUGAGGAGAUGAGGUUGCAUCCACGGCCUAGAGUGUAGAAUCUAGAUUGA